AUGUCAGAAUCCUCUGGACAAGGAGCGGAGCCCGUGGCUCCUGGAUUUGAAACUAUUUCCAAGAGCUCUUGGAUGGGAUUCAUCAAAAACUUGGCUACUUUCACUGGAGAUUUGUCUACUCUUUCUGCUCCUUCUUUUAUUCUGUCGGGAACUUCUUUGCUUGAAUAUAUGUCUUAUUGGUUUGAAUUUCCAGAAUUAUUCGUGUCUAUUGUCGAUCAUGAACACCCCAAAGACCGCAUGUUAGCCGUUUUGAAAUGGUAUAUGGCAGGACUUAGCCGCGAAUACGCAUCCCGAAACAGGAGUUAUGGUACCGAAAAGAAGCCUCUCAAUCCCAUUUUGGGUGAAUUAUAUUAUGGUUCCUGGGACUCAAGCAAAGGCAAGGUUGAAUUGGUUGCCGAACAAGUUUCGCAUCAUGGUCCCGUUUCUGCCGCCCACGUGAUCUGUAAAGAGGCAGGCAUUUCUGUUGAGACCCACAAUAUGUAUAAAAGUGGAUUUUCCGGCCGUACUGUGUACGUGAACCAAAUUGGUCAAAUUCGCAUUCAUCUAGACAAAUUUAACGAGACUUAUUACUUAACCCUCCCCCACAUCUCUUUAGAAGGCCUUUGGUACAUGACUCCUUACAUUGAAUUGUACGGCAACACCUAUAUCGUCAGCACUUCCAAUUACAUCACAAAGAUUGAUUAUUCUGGUCGUGGUUAUUUUAGCGGAACAAAGAAUUCUUUUAAAGCAUCCGUUUAUGAGAAGAAUGCAAACCCUGAUUACGUUGUGGAGGGCGUCUGGACAGGCACUUCCAAGGUUAGCGACACAAAAUCUAAGACUACCGUUCCUUUCUUAGAUUAUGGUGCUAUGAAUGCUACCCCAAUUCUUCCUCGACCUUAUAGUGAAGUUGGAGAAUGGGAAACACGCCAUGUUUGGGGCAGCGUAUCCUCUGCUCUUGCCCGUAACGCUUAUGAUGUCGUCAGUGUUGAAAAAUCUGCCGUUGAGCAAUCUCAACGUGACAUGCGUAAACGGGAACAAGAAGAGGGAGUGCAAUGGAAACGCAGAUACUUUGAAUGGCAACCUGAUGAAAGCUCGGCUCGUAAUUUGCUAGCUCAGUCUGUGCAAGAAAUUAUUGAACCUGGAUAUUGGGUAUAUGUCGGCGAUACACAACCUGAAUGCAAACCUGGUGACCACCCAGUAAGAAGAACGUAA
Molecule: messenger RNA, 1191 nt
Organism: Schizosaccharomyces osmophilus
Lineage: Eukaryota; Fungi; Ascomycota; Schizosaccharomycetes; Schizosaccharomycetales; Schizosaccharomycetaceae
Gene: osh42
Product: sterol transfer protein Osh42
Exons: 5
Coding region: 1-1191 (396 amino acids)
Biological process (GO): maintenance of cell polarity; endocytosis; exocytosis
Cellular component (GO): membrane; intracellular membrane-bounded organelle; cytosol
Molecular function (GO): oxysterol binding
Source: RefSeq, a predicted model, not a curated record